UUGCAUGGAUAAAUAUUUAGAGGUGGUUAAUCUAGCUAAAUGUAAUGAUGCAUUGAUGGAGUCAUUUAUUAUGCAAUCAGGUUGCGGGGUGCUGUGUGAUUAGCCGAGUGGCACAACUCAGCUCGUUAGCAUCUAGUAGGCUGUUUACUUCAUUUCUCUUUAUUUUUCUUGUGUCGGGGUGGCAGAAAUUAGCAUAAGAAUGAGGAGGAAUCCCAGCGGUGUUGGCCUGUGCACUCACACAACGACGGGAAGAUGCAGCAAAGCCAAGUAGUGUUUAUUUGAGAGGAAGUGGCUUAGUACUUGUCAAUAACUCAUUUGGAUGGGCUCUGUGCAGGUAUCACACGCGCGAUAAUAGGGGAGGCACGAGGGCAGCGUGGGCAGGAUUGUUUAUAUCAGGGUUUCCCCUCCCCUCCCAGCAGAAAUCAUCCUCCCAGACUUCAGCGUGGGACUACAUGGGCCAGGCUAUCUAUAUGCUAAGUGGCUAAGCUGAAGUUUAAAUAAAGCCUGUGACUAGCAGACUAAAAAAGUAUGUCUGCUCGGUCUUGCUUGAGGUCCGCUGACUGCGGUAACCUUGAGUGCCCCGUACCAAAACAGUAUGGUUAGAAUUAUAUGUGUACGUCUGAAGCUUACUAUGUCAGUCUUGUUUUGUGAAAGGUGUCGGGAAAGGGAGACAAGGUGUACAAACAAUCCCCAGCCCAAGGUCUCACUAUUAGAAGAACGUUCAAAUACUGUGCCACGAGAUCUGAGGGCCACUAUUAAAAAAAAAAAUAUCCAAACGAUUUCUAAAUUCUUGUCAAAAUACCAACUUGGAGGGAAUGAUGUUGAACAUAGAUUGUAUGACACAUUUCAGUCAUACUUCUGAAUCUUCUCCCCUUCUAGAAUAUAGAAUAUUGCAUCUGCGUGGUGCUAUGGACCAAAGUACCUUGUAGGCAAAACAAGGGAUCAUAUUUGAUUAUUGAUAUUCUGUUCCUAACGCAUGGCUUAAAUGGCUCCCACAGUGGACUUAAAUUACCAUUCUCUGGUACUAAUGCUUACUUCUGCUUCCUCCCUCAGGCUUAGCGAUUAUGGAAAUGGUAGAUAAUGUAAUAUGUGAAUUAGCCUUGUUUCCAGCUGCUGGACAGCAAUUAACAGCUGAUUAGCUCCGCCAUGCUCCUGACCUCUUUUCAUAUUCCUGACUUUUCAUAAAAGCAGCAGCAGCAGCAGCCGCCCGCCACUGACUGCAACUUUAAAGAGAGAUGUCAUGGAGCGCAAUGUGCUUUAUCUUCUUGCCUAAUGUCAUUACUGAAUCACUCUCCCUCCCCCCUCUGUGUGUGCACACACACACACACACACACACACACACACACCCGACUCUUGUCUUUUUCUCUGCAGAGCACAGAACAUGUUCCGCCAGGCCAUGCGUUCUCCUAUGAUCCUGUUCCACGUGGUGCCCGCCUCAAAGAAGGCCCAGUAUGAGCAGCUGUCCCAGGGUGAGUUGGCCCCGGACGCGGGCCACUUUAGCCCCGACACCUCACGAACCACCGGAGACCGCAGCAAUGUAGUAGUGGGCAGCAGCGGCGGUGGGGUGGGGGGCAUUGAAUUCACCCCGCAACGGAUGUCGAGGAGCGGCCCCCACCCCACUGUGACCCCACAGCCCAAUCUGACCCAUCCGGAGAGGGCAGAUGUCUACACUCCGGUACCCCCCAGCCCGGUGCUGCAUACUCCAACGAAGACAGCAGCCCUCAGCCCCAGCCAGAUCCCAAGACCUGUCAGUGCCACGCCCUCCACCGGCUACAACAAGAAGAUCGGACGCAGACUCAACGUGCAGCUCAGGAAAGGUCCUGAGGGCCUGGGCUUUAGCAUCACAUCUCGAGAUGUCCCCAUCGGUGGCUCUGCCCCCAUCUAUGUGAAGAACAUUCUACCACGUGGGGCUGCCAUCCAGGAUGGCCGCUUGAAGGCCGGAGACCGGCUGCAGGAG
Molecule: messenger RNA, 1957 nt
Organism: Clupea harengus (Atlantic herring)
Lineage: Eukaryota; Metazoa; Chordata; Actinopteri; Clupeiformes; Clupeidae
Gene: pard3aa
Product: partitioning defective 3 homolog
Exons: 2
Biological process (GO): establishment of cell polarity; intracellular protein localization; microtubule cytoskeleton organization
Cellular component (GO): cell cortex; adherens junction; apical junction complex
Molecular function (GO): phosphatidylinositol binding; protein binding
Source: RefSeq, a predicted model, not a curated record